Messenger RNA from Notechis scutatus (mainland tiger snake), 440 nucleotides. The record is from RefSeq and is a predicted model, not a curated record. Lineage: Eukaryota; Metazoa; Chordata; Lepidosauria; Squamata; Elapidae.
GAGCUGCCCAAGUUGCAAAUGAUUAUGGCCAUUGCUAUCAGAUCAAUCCCGGUACCAUUGCAGGAGUCGUGCUGGGAGAUUUGUUCCUGACUUUGCUCAUUGCUCUUGGAGUCUACUACGUGGUCAGCUGUAUCUAUAAACAGCAAGCAACCAGCAGUGCAAACAAGGCUCAGCAUGAAUCUCCCUAUGAGGAACUUCAAGGUCAGCGAGUGGAUAUAUACAGUGACUUGAAAAAUCCAGCUUCCCGAAUUUCUUACAGAUAAUCUUCCUCCACUUCCUUGACCUUCUAAUAUGAAAUAAGAAAUUCUGAGAUUGAAGUCAUUUUCAACAGCUCCAACUGUUGUGUGCAAGCUUUCCACUGUGAAGUUCUACCUGACUGUUUUCCCUAUAUAACAUCUUGCACUUCAAUCAACAUUUAAUCUAUUUUCAAAACUGUCUGU